AUUCUGCUACGGCGGCAGUGUUCAGACACAUGCGUGUUUCUACACACCAGCUAUUAUCACGCGCAGUUCUAAACACUCUCCGCGACAAGUGCUCCCACCCUGUACUGAACCCCUCCCUACACAAUAUUUGGUGACUCAAACGCAGCCCCCGGGAGGUCUUCGGCGCGCCAGUCAUUCUCGGAGGAUAUUUUUUUUUAAUAACAUCUGGCUGAGGAAACCUUGGUUGAGGAAACGUUUGUAUAGGCCUAAGAGUGAAGAAUGGGGUAAAAUAACGUAUGGUUUUUUUUUCUUCGACGAGGGGAUAUUACUUUGUGACGUUUGUUGUGUGUGGUUCCCAAUAAAAUAAAAUGCCAGUACGCAGAGGUCAUGUGGCUCCGCCAAACAUCUUCAUCGAUACGAUAAUCCGGAAGUUUGACGGUCAAAACAGAAAGUUUGUAAUUGCGAAUGCCCAGAUAGAGACGUACCCAAUCAUCUUCUGUAAUGAUGGGUUCUGUUUCCUCACUGGGUUCUCCAGGGCUGAGGUCAUGCAGAAAUCUUGUCUGUGUGAAUUUCUUCAUGGUCCAACGACGAGCACAUACUCCAUACUGCAGAUCAAAGACGCACUUCGCGGGACGGAGGAGAAACAGAUCGAGGCCAUGUACAGUCGAAAAGAUGGAAGUCUGUUUCUCUGCAGUGUACUUGUGGCACCUGUUAAAAACGAACAGGGAGACAUCAUUAUGUUCAUUAUUAACUACGAAGACAUAACAGAUGCUCCCCUGAAAAAUGAAGUGGUCAAAAACUUCAAAAACAGUCGACAUCGCAGUUUUAAAUUCCGUCUCCUUUCAAUUCGUCAUGACAUCGCAAGUAAAUCUAAGUGUAUCAACGUACGAUCUCGAGACCCAGAAGAUCCUGAAGACUAUGAUAAGUCCUCCCAGCUACAUGUAUCUGGGUCCCUCCCUCCCAACUCCCCACCAUCACAGGUUCGGAAAAAUGAGGGGCAAGGACAGGGUAAAGCUGGGAUCCCAAGGCGGGCAUCUUCAAUGGAGGCAUUGGAUAAACAAGGACUUCCUAAGACAGGGUCCCAGAAUUCUGUGGAUGGUUUACGGAGAAAACGGUGCCGCCCUCGGGCUAAUACACUAGGGCCAUGGGAAAUAGGGCAUCAAUUCAAAGAUCAUGUGAUCAACCAGGCUUCCAGUGACUCGCAGCUCGCCAAGCACCGUGCAAAAUUUGCAGAUAGUGUGAAUGACCUUGAUGGAGAAGAUACCCUGGACAGGGAGGGUCCAGUGGGGGACAGUCGAGGACCAAUAUUCCUCCCUAAUGUUGCCAACAUGAAGCACAAUGUAUCAGAGAAAGUAGCACAGGAUAUCGAGACAGAGACUUUGUCACAUGGAUCCAGCGACAAACAGCUGCAGUCGGCCAAUGUAGGUCGACAGAAUCUGGUCCGUAAGCUAAGUGACAAUGCCGGCAUCAAACGAAUGAGUGAGGCGGUGACGUACCUCAGGGGACGGAAGCCAGCGGUUCUUUCCCUUGGGGCUGAUGUUCUACCCGAGUACAAGCUUCAGUCGCCCAGAAUACACAAGUUUACCAUUCUACAUUACUCACCAUUCAAGGCUGUUUGGGAUUGGAUAAUCUUGCUCCUUGUCAUUUACACUGCCAUAUUUACCCCAUACUCUGCGGCAUUCGUUCUGAGUGAGGAGAAAAAGAAACCGUCCAAUGACAGCAUCCAGAGUCGUUACAGCGACCCACUGACCAUCAUCGACCUCAUAGUGGACAUCAUGUUCAUUGUGGACAUUCUGAUCAACUUCCGGACCACAUAUGUCAACAAAAACGAUGAAGUGGUCAGCGACCCAGGGAAGAUAAUGGUCCACUACUUCAAAGGAUGGUUCCUCAUCGAUGUGGUAGCAGCCAUUCCAUUUGAUCUCUUGUUGUUUGGAUCAAAAACUGAUGAGACAACGACCCUGAUAGGACUUCUAAAAACUGCCCGUUUGUUGCGACUGGUCAGGGUCGCCAGAAAGCUUGACCGUUACUCUGAGUAUGGUGCUGCAGUCCUCAUGCUUUUGAUGCUGAUUUUUGCGCUGAUUGCUCAUUGGUUGGCCUGUAUUUGGUAUGCAAUUGGUAACAUGGAACGUCCAAUGUUAGGUGACCUCAAGAUAGGCUGGCUGGACGAGCUCGCUCGACAAACCCAUCAGAAAUAUGUGAACGGAACGGGUGGGCCAACUAUCAAGUCGAAAUACGUGACGGCUCUCUACUUUACGUUCAGCAGUCUCACGAGUGUGGGGUUCGGGAACGUGUCGCCAAAUACAAACUCAGAGAAAAUCUUCUCCAUUCUCAUCAUGUUAAUUGGAUCUUUGAUGUACGCAAGUAUAUUUGGUAAUGUCUCGGCUAUUAUCCAGCGUCUGUACUCAGGGACAUCCAGAUACCACAUCCACAUGGUGCGGAUCAAGGAAUUCAUCCGCUUCCAUCAGAUUCCUAAUCCACUCCGACAAAGAUUGGAGGAGUACUUCCAACACUCGUGGUCAUACACGAACGGGAUCGACAUGAAUAUGGUGUUGAAGAGUUUUCCUGAGUGCUUACAAGCAGAUAUAUGUUUACAUCUUAACAAAAACCUCAUCAACAACUGUCCAGCAUUCAAAGCUUGUGUUGAUUUGCCUGGAAAAAACGAGUUAGGGGCCAGUCCAGGAUGCCUCAGAGCCUUGUCCAUGAAGUUUAAAACAACACAUGUCCCCCCAGGCGACACCCUCGUCCACCGUGGCGAUGUUCUGACUGCACUCUACUUUGUAUCCAGGGGCUCCAUAGAAAUCCUCAGAGACGACAUCGUAGUAGCUAUAUUAGGGAAGGACGACAUUUUUGGGGAGAACCUGUGUCGAUACGAGACGGUGGGCAAGUCCAGUUGUAACGUCCGGGCUCUAACUUACUGUGACCUUCACAAGAUCCACCGAGAUGACCUCCUAGAAAUCCUGGAUAUGUACCCCGAGUUUUCAGAACCUUUUAUCACAAACUUAGAAGUCACCUUUGACCUCCGAGAUGUGGAUCUGGACAUACGACACGGCGAUGGUGACAAGAGCCAAGAAAAUGUUCUGAGGAAGAGAAAAAAUGUCAGAUCACAUUAUUCGGAUACAGCAAGUCCAGGUCCAGAUGAACAAUCUCAAGAGUAUAAAUUCCAGCCAUCUCGUGCACGGCGCCUCAGGCGGGACAAGGUCAGCGAAGAUGGGCCUACAUUUUCCAUGUCUUUCGAAGAUUCUUCAGAUGAAGACAUCCGAGAGAGUGGGGCGGGGAUCCUAGAGUUUUCUCCAGCAAAGGCGGGAUUGGAUGUCACGCCUGUCACCUUCGGGGAGUUUAAAAGAAAAGAAGAUAAAAGACAGAUGUCAGGAUUUUCCUCCAUUGCAGGAGCAUUUGCUAAUGUCAAUAACCUGGUCAGCGCAGUGACAGGUCGCUGCGACGCGGGAAAAUCCAGUGACCCCGACAUGACCCCUCUUCUAGAGGAUCACAAAGUUCAGCCAAAAAGACAAUCCACUUCCAGUGUGCCAAAGUCCACAUCGUCCAUGACUAUUCCCAUCUCCAGCCCCUCCCCCCUGUCUGAUGAGGUCCCUCACCCAGGGGAUCCGAGGACCCUCAUUCCACGAUCGUCUUUCAUCCACUAUGAACAUUCACAGCACUCACAGGAAAUGGAGAAAAGAUUGGAGGAUCUAGCCAGACAGCUAUCUCGACUGGAGGAGAAGAUGAAUUCUGACAUAUCGAUGAUCCUCCAUAUACUGCAGUCUCAGACAGGGGACCGUGGGGAUGGGGACGGGGCCACUACCCCCCUGCCAGACCACCCACCUCCAGACUACAGUCACGUCAACAGCCCAUCUGAGUCGGAGGAGAAAUUUACCCACAGUGCAGUUUUCCACCAGCAGGACAGACUGCUAGAGACAGCUGAUGAUUCACCAUGGGAACGACACGUGGAGGAAAAUCUCUCUGGUAUUUCCGGUCAUAUGACAUCCUCUACAGCGUCGACUUCUGUCGAUUUGUCAAUAGACCGUGAUGGAGCCACUGCCAUCCACGAAGAGGGGAGAAAACCAAGUCUUCCCAUUUCUGAACUACGCCAAACAACAUCUCCCACUAGUGAAAGGAGGGCACCGUUAGUGGAGCAGGAAGUAUCCCUUUUGGGGCCUGAACUCUCUGUCCCAGUUGUAGAGGAGGAGUUGUCUUCCUUGGCUCAAGAAAGGGCUGAACUCCAGAGACCUAGUAUAGUUAAGUGUGAUCAUGGAGAAACUGAAGUUAUGGAAUCAGGGGUCAAAGUGUCCGAUGGACAAUCAUUAGCCAAAGGUCAGACAAAGGAAGAUGAUGUUUCCUCUGAAGGACAACCAGAGCCACCUGGUGGUGAUCAACUGUACUCUGACCUCUCACCCGAAACCAGAAGGAGGCUUGGAAUUCCUUUAGAAUUAGACUCCAAGCAAACAUUUGUGUAACCUAUAAUUUCUUACAUGUAGAUGCCAAAAGAAAGUUGUGUAAUAAACAUACUAAAGGUAUAAUGCUCUAGACAGAAAAUAAUAGUGACUGUUCAAUAGUUUUUGUUAUAGGUUUUAUACAGGUAUUUGAAAGAUUCAAACAAGUCUGGAAAUGAUAGGGUAGUAUUGUUAUGGUCACCAAAAAAAAAAAAAAACAACUCCCCAGCCUGACACCCAUCUGUGUACUAUAAACACUGUCAAAGCUAAGUUAUGUGCAAAUUCUCAAAUAGAGAGAGACUUGAAGAAUAAGAUAUUUUGUAGUAAAAAUCAAUGGAAGCUGGAACAUUUUCCCCUAGAGUUGUGAAUAAUAGUAGGCAUGGCAAAUAUCUGUAAGAGCUGUGUUUGUGUGUCACUCAGGUCCUCAGUGUAAGUCAUCCGAGACUCAGAGAGAAAUCUUUGCUUUUCCUUCUUGUCUGAAUCGUACAAAGCCUGGUACUUAAGGAUGCAUAACACUCCUAUCAAAGCUGUGAUGAAUGAAAACCAUAGGAUAUAUGUAAUUAUGUUGUGGUGAUGGAAAUUCACAAUUUUGUCUUGUGUAGUGACUGUCUCAUGUAGCAAAAACAUGCAAUUUUGGUUUAGAAUUAUUUAGAAUGAUUUUAUCCCAGCACUAACGAGACUUUUAAAAUGAUGAGCAUGUAUAGCAUACCUCUGUUUGAAAAAAUCUGAGAAUGUUAUCCCUCCUUAAAUGUUAUUGAAAUUUAAACUUGAUCAGUGUUUGACAAAGAAAAUGAAAUUUAUUGUUAGUAUAUGUUAACUACACAUUCAGGGUAAAAAGGAAACACUGUCUUCUGUAUACAAUGUACAUGUACCUUUGAGAUAUCUUAGUGUGUGACAUGUAGAAAAUAAAAUCCUCAAUGAAU
This is a messenger RNA of Ostrea edulis (European flat oyster), 5329 nucleotides long. Its product is annotated as potassium voltage-gated channel subfamily H member 6-like. Gene Ontology annotation, molecular function: inward rectifier potassium channel activity. Gene Ontology annotation, biological process: potassium ion transmembrane transport; membrane repolarization during action potential. Lineage: Eukaryota; Metazoa; Mollusca; Bivalvia; Ostreida; Ostreidae. Gene Ontology annotation, cellular component: membrane. The transcript has 21 exons. The coding region runs from base 348 to 4430 and encodes 1360 amino acids. The record is from RefSeq and is a predicted model, not a curated record.